Molecule: messenger RNA, 1172 nt
Organism: Drosophila biarmipes
Lineage: Eukaryota; Metazoa; Arthropoda; Insecta; Diptera; Drosophilidae
Gene: Torsin
Product: torsin-like protein
Exons: 2
Coding region: 24-1070 (348 amino acids)
Biological process (GO): cellular response to misfolded protein
Molecular function (GO): ATP binding; ATP hydrolysis activity
Source: RefSeq, a predicted model, not a curated record
CAUAUGUAUUUCGAUAGCGCUUAAUGAUUGAGUUGCUGCAGUGUACCAAGUCGAAGAUGGGCUUUUUAUCCUUUUUGCCACUGUGCCUGGCCCUCCUGGCCUUCGGGCCCCGGCCCCUCGAGUGCCUGGAGCCCCUGACAAUGGGCGCCAUCGGUUUCGGGGCCCUGGGACUGGGCACCUACUUCAAGGAGCACACCUACUGCCGGUUCACCGAGUGCUGCGAUGACCGCAGCAUACGGUCAGACACGGGACUCUUGGCCGUCGAUCUGCAUGGAGUCCUUAUUGGCCAGCACAUUGUGACGCAGCACAUUCUGCCAGCCAUUGCGGCUCACGUUGGAAAGCACAGCAACUCCCGGAAACCGCUGGUCAUGAGCUUCCACGGGCAGCCCGGCACGGGCAAGAACUUUGUGGCCGAGCUGAUUGCCAAGUCGCUGUAUUUGGAGGGCUCCAAGUCGAGCUAUGUGGCCAAGUAUCUGGGCCAGGCGGAUUUCCCCCAAGCGGAACGAGUCGGCGAGUACAAGAUGCGGAUCAAUCGAGAGGUGCGACAGCAUUUGCGCAACUGCCCGCGAUCCCUGUUCAUCUUCGACGAGGUGGACAAGAUGCCAGCCGGUGUCUUCGAUACACUCGCCUCGCUGGUGGACUACAAUGCCUUUGCCGAUGGCACGGAUAAUACGAAGGCCAUCUUCAUCUUUCUCUCGAACACUGCGGGCAGUCACAUAGCCGAUCAUCUUGGUAACCUGAUGAAGUCCGGAAAACUGCGCGAGGAUACGCGCCUGAGUGACUUCGAGCCGCUGCUGAGGAAGGCCGCCUACAAUCUGGAUGGCGGGCUGAAGAGGACCACUAUGAUCGAGUCCCACGUCAUCGAUCACUACAUUCCGUUUCUGCCCAUGGAGAAGGCGCAUGUGGUGAGGUGUCUGGAGGCAGAGUUUUACAGGUGGAACAGAAAACCCGAUCCCGCAAUCAUCGAUCAAAUCAUGGCCUCUUCCAUCAGCUUCGAUCGCACGCACGGCCUGUUCGCCAUUUCGGGCUGCAAGACGCUGGAGAAGAAGGUGGCCAUGGCCAUUAACUAGGGCACCCGUCCGAACAGUCAGUGUGAUGCCUUUAACACAUACUACAUAUGUUUUUGUAUUUUUUGAAAAUAUUUUAAGGAAUAAAGUGAAAAGGGCAUUUAA